Messenger RNA from Drosophila biarmipes, 1292 nucleotides. RefSeq names its product putative gustatory receptor 94a (gene Gr94a). Gene Ontology annotation, cellular component: membrane. The transcript has a single exon. Bases 68 to 1282 code for a protein of 404 amino acids. The record is from RefSeq and is a predicted model, not a curated record. NCBI's taxonomy places the organism in Eukaryota, Metazoa, Arthropoda, Insecta, Diptera, Drosophilidae. Gene Ontology annotation, biological process: sensory perception of taste.
UUAAGCAGUUUUUAUCGGGGGCUCUAUUGAAAAUGCAGCCGCAGUCCGUACUAAUUGUUCGAGAAAAAUGAACUUGGGCAGCGACUACGCUCACCGGCGUAUGGUGAAAUUUCUGACCGUCACGUUGAUAGUCUUUAUGACCGCCUCUGGACUCCUGGCCAAUCGCUAUCGCUCUGGCAGCCGUGAAAGAUUCCGCUUUUCUAAGGCAUAUCUGGCCUAUGCCCUGCUAUGGACCACUGCAUUCAGCUUGGUUUACGGGAGGCAAAUCUACAAGGACUACCUCCAGGGACAGAUCAACCUGAAGGACGCCAUCACUCUGUACAGCUACAUGAACAUCACGGUGGCAGUUAUCAACUAUGUGACGCAGAUGAUAAUAAGUGACCAUGUGGCCAAGAUGAUGAGCCGAGUUCCCUUUUUCGACACCCUAAAAUCACUUCGCCUGGACAGCAGGUCGCUGUACAAGUCCAUAACCUUGGCCUUGGUAAAGACGAUCGUCUUUCCACUGACCCUAGAGGUGGCCUUCAUACUGCAGCAGAGGCGACAGCACCCGGAAAUGAGUUUGAUUUGGACGGUGUACAGGCUGUUUCCUCUGGUUAUUUCAAAUUUACUUAACAACUGCUACUUUGGAGCAAUGGUCAUAGUGAAGGAGAUGCUCAAUGCCUUGAACGUCCGCUUGGAAUCGCAGUUGCAGGAGGUGAAUCUGCUGCAGAGGGAGGAUCAGCUGAAGAUGUUUACUAAAUACUACAGAAUGCAGCGAUUUUGCUCCUUGGCGGAUGAACUGGACAAGCUUGCGCACCGGUACAAGCUGAUCUAUGUGCACUCCGGAAAGUAUCUGACUCCAAUGUCCUUGUCUAUGAUCCUGUCGCUCAUCUGCCACCUGCUCGGCAUUACAGUGGGCUUCUACAGUCUGUACUAUGCCAUAGCGGACACUUUUAUCUUAGGCAAACCGUACGACGGACUGGGAUCGCUGAUCAACCUGGUUUUCCUGCUCAUCUCGCUGGCGGAGGUCACGCUGCUGUCGCACUUGUGCAACCACCUGUUGGUGGCCACCAGGAGAUCGGCGGUCAUUCUCCAGCAGAUGAAUCUCAGUCAUGCGGACCGCCGCUACCGCCAGGCAGUCCAUAGCUUCACCCUGCUGGUCACGGUGACCAAGUUCCAGAUCAAACCUUUGGGCCUAUACGAACUGGACAUGCGGCUGAUCAGCAAUGUUUUCUCGGCGGUGGCCAUGUUCCUGCUGAUCCUGGUGCAGGCCGAUCUCUCCCAGCGCUUUAAGAUGCUCUAAAUAAAGAAUU